Molecule: messenger RNA, 1983 nt
Organism: Bursaphelenchus okinawaensis
Lineage: Eukaryota; Metazoa; Nematoda; Chromadorea; Rhabditida; Aphelenchoididae
Source: the annotation of a GenBank genome assembly
AUGUCAAAACGAGCAAAGCCCGGGUUCACAACCCCCUUGGACAAAUGGAUUUUGUCGCCAUGGGGCAGAAAGUUUCGAAUCGGUGUUCUAGGAGCUACUGUUGUGAUAUAUCCAACAUACUACAUGAUAGCUAAUGGACCAAUGGUUAAAAGUAGAUUCAAGGCAAAAGUCGACGCGGACAGCACGUUGCCUGAACGAUUGGACAGGAUAGUUACACAGGUAUGUUGAAGUUCAUUUUUGGGAGGGAAAUAAGCGUUAGAGGUUAACAAUGGAUUGGCAAAGUGGUUUUAUAAUAAAGAAUGUCAUUUUAACAAUUUGGUACAGUGUUUUACGUUGUUUUUCAUUAGAAAUGACAAUUUUUUGUCUGUUUAUGUAUCAAAAGUAAUGAGUAUUUUAAAAUUUUGUUGACUUACAUUGAUUUAGGAAAUCAAAGAUUAUCAAGAACGCACUGCAAGAGCCGACAAAGAUACAGUAAUAUCGUUUUUAAUCCAGAAGGAUUUGAGUAAGUGAUAUUUUUAUUUUAUCUUAGCCUAUUCUGCUACCUUUACUCAUUUUCCUUUCCCUACUUCACUUUACCCUCAUCUACUCUACUACGGUCCCUAUUGUAACAGCUACCUUUCUCUAAUGAACAAUGCUUUACCCCACUCCAAAAAUAAUGGCAUAAACCUUCAGAUUACCUCGACUCAGUAGCCGUAGGAUCGUUGGGAAUGAGGUUUGGUGCCUAUAUUGGUCUACCUCUAGCUUCAAGGUUUCAAAAUAAAGCAGAAGUGGAAGAAUACAGUAAGAAGUACCUGGAACCUCUCAAAGUAUUACAAAAGGACGUUUGUGUUGUAUGGGAGACGAAGUUUGGCAAAGACUUGAUCGAUACUCUACAUUUGUCUGAUAAUGUAAGGGUUUUUACUGUUUUGCCUAGGGCGGGGUAUUUUAAUCGUUUUGGUCUUGGAAGGGUUGGAGGAGGGGGGGGAAGACAGGAGGUAAAAAUUUACUUUGUUUUACGGAGGUUGCUUAUGAAUUUAUUUUUGUUUUUUUUUAAUUACGAUAAGGGUGUGGUACGGGAAGGGGUGGAUUUUUUAAAAUUUUUGAAAACCAAAAAAAAUUUUUUUAAAUUUUAAAUUUUUUUAUUUUUGAAUUAUUAUAAUUUUUCCAGGCAGUAAGAUACCUAGUAGCACGUGACAUCCUAUCCCGCGAGGGCUACCAAGCCUAUGCCAACGCGGCUAUUUCCUGGACGACGUGGACCAUGUUCAGUUCGUUGUUGACCUACUAUCUUCAUUUGAGGAAAACCAAAAGUUUUAUGAGAUUUGUCACAAUCUACGUCGUUUUAAUAUCAAUGGCCGCGUUUGCACACAACGAGUGGCACAAGUUGUAUAGGUAAGGAAUUUUAAGAUUGGUUUUUGGCGUUUUUGGGCUUGUUAACAUAGCUUUUUGAUGGUUUUGGACUUGUUUUUUGAUUUGAAAGGGGGAUUUAUGGAUGAAAAAGAGAAAAUUGAAGAUUUAGGUAAUAAAAUGAGUUUUUAAUUUUUAGGUACAUGAAUGAUGUUCACUCGGACACAACGGCCGCUCGACUCUCAGCAGCUCAUUGUCUCGGAGGCUUGGAGUAUUACAUGAAGUUACUCAGAAGGCAUCAGUAAGUGAACUAUAUAUUUUUUACAUUUAAAAGGACUUGGCAAUGACUUUUAUAAAAAAAAAUUUUUUAAUUUAAAGAGCGUCUCCCCUUGAUUUAAAAAGUUUUUUUUAUUUUUACCUUUUCUUUACCCUUAGCAAACUCAAAGUCCUUUCAUAAAAAUGUUUCUCUUAAUCUUCCAAAACCACCGUUCCCAUUUUAGAAUGCUUCGCAACGUGAUGGACGACGGCAACGUGAUCUUCACUCCAGCUGGCGACAAAUUCGAUGUCACCACCAAGUUCCUGCUACGGUAUUCCGGCCUAAAAGACAUCAAAGACGAGUUCAGCGAGCUGGCCGAAGUCACUGAAGGCGACGUUUUCUAA